This is a messenger RNA of Aspergillus tanneri, 1119 nucleotides long. RefSeq lists its product as uncharacterized. Gene Ontology annotation, cellular component: replication fork; Rad51C-XRCC3 complex; Rad51B-Rad51C-Rad51D-XRCC2 complex. The transcript has 5 exons. The record is from RefSeq and is a predicted model, not a curated record. Gene Ontology annotation, molecular function: ATP binding; crossover junction DNA endonuclease activity; ATP-dependent DNA damage sensor activity. Gene Ontology annotation, biological process: reciprocal meiotic recombination; DNA repair; meiotic DNA recombinase assembly. Bases 1 to 1119 code for a protein of 372 amino acids. NCBI's taxonomy places the organism in Eukaryota, Fungi, Ascomycota, Eurotiomycetes, Eurotiales, Aspergillaceae.
AUGAACAAGCCGGACUUCCUCGGCCUAUCGAGCCAGGAACCCCAUCGAGUGGUCUCGUUCCCGGCAUCACAGUCCCUGCACGCGUCUACCGCGUCUGCGCCCCGCGCCAUCUCCACGGGUCUUCCUCGUCUGGAUGAGGCGCUUUGUCCGUCCUUUCCGGAUGACAUACUGGGAUUCGUGGAUGUCCAAUCCAAGGGAAUCCCCGGUGGCCAUAUUACAGAGGUGUUUGGACCUCCAGGGGUGGGCAAGACCUCGCUGGCCCUGAACGUGGUCUCAAAUGCCCUCCAGGCUGGGGACAAAGUGAUCUGGAUCGAUACGGGCUCUCCCCUUCCUAAACGACGGCUGAGAGACAUGCUCCUCCAUGCAGGGGCUAUUGACCCUAGCACAGAAACCAUUACGAACACUGGAUCUGAAACUGCAAAAAGCCCCCUAGACCACGCCACCAACCUGCUCUACUUCCGCGCACAGUCUCUCCCUCAUCUACUAGCUAUCCUUCUUCACCCACCCAAGGGUUUCCCCCCAGAAAGCACCUCCCUGCUCGUAAUUGACUCCAUAUCUGGCCCCUUCCCAUCCUACUUCCCCAAUCCCUCCGAACUCCGUUCCCGCAUCUCCGGAAAAAUCACCGAUAAAGCACAGAUCCAAUGGCUCAUAAAUCGCAAAUGGAACGUCACCAGCGACCUAGCCACUCAUCUCUCCAGACUAGCCACGAUACAUCGAAUGGCGGUGCUCCUUCUCAACCAUACCCACACCCGGAUCAAGGGCCAGCCGCGCGCGACGCUCUGUCCCGUCCUAGCGGGCGGAACCUGGGAGAGUAAUGUCUAUGCGCGGAUCGCCCUGUAUCGCGACUUUCUUACCGAGGAGACGUCCACGAGGGUGCGUUUUGCGGAGGUUAUGAAACGGUCUGGAAAGACCUUGUCUACGAGAUUAGAAGACAAUGUGGUGUCUUUUUUGAUUGAGUCGGAGUCCGAGUCUGGACCUGGUCCUACCGAUGACCCGGGAUUUACUGCUACCAGUCGAAAACGUAAAGUCGACGAGGUUGCAGACAGCCAAGACGAAGAUGACUCGGAUGGUGAAUUUCGAUGGAUUGAAGAUGACGAUGCUGGUUUGUUGGGCGAUUAG